Messenger RNA from Amyelois transitella, 3600 nucleotides. RefSeq lists its product as uncharacterized. Bases 137 to 1645 code for a protein of 502 amino acids. The transcript is spliced from 14 exons. The record is from RefSeq and is a predicted model, not a curated record. Lineage: Eukaryota; Metazoa; Arthropoda; Insecta; Lepidoptera; Pyralidae.
AGCGUCGCCAUCACUGUCGUUGCGGCAGAACUUGAAUUAAAAUCCUGUAGAACGCGGUACACUCUCUCAGCGAGUACACGUAUCAACACUUACAAAUCAACCGUCGGGGAAACGCGGGAAACCACCACCGGUCAAGAUGGUCGCCACCAAGCUUUUCAAAAUGGCGGCCGUUAUUGUCCUCGCUGGCUUAUCGCUCGUCGCGGCAGCACCCGUCGCUCAAAAUGCAGGGGGCGACGGACAGGAGGGCCGAGCGGACGUGCCAGUGGAGCAGUUGGAAAAACUGAAAAUGGCUGAAUCGGGUAAAGAAGAGGGCCCUGAGAUUGCAGAACAUGUGGAAUAUCAUAGAAUUGACGCUGUUAAAACGAAUGGAGAACUAGUCUCUCGUUUAGAAGAACAUGCUUCAGCUGACUCAGCUCCAGGAGAGAAACCUAAAGUACAUGCGCAGGCGCAGCUGGACUUGCCCUCUGAAGGGGUUCAUAAAGUGCUGGUUCAAGAUGGCGGCCACGUCAGUGUGCAGGAUGCCGUGCCCACUGCUGCUCCUAGUGAAGAGGUCACUGCUAAGAUUUUCCACGGCGCGGCUCGCCUCGUACAACCUGGCUCAGCCACCAGUAACCCCCAGAAUGGCCACACUGCUGCCCGCAGAGCCUUCAACGCCGACAUCACUAAGGAAACUAAAAACAACGUUGAUCAUUACUCAUCCUACACCGGGGUUCAAUAUUCACCAUUGGACAUGGCGGAGUACGUGUUUUGGACUGGUGAUGAGCGGGGAGUCACCACUGCUAUCGAAGACUUCCUGCAAGAGGGAUUGAUGACGAAAGAAGAAGCCAUAGCGUUCCUACAAGAAAUAAAGUUCAACAUUGAAUAUCUUCGAGCACAUUACUCGCAAAAUCUGAAGGCUGUUGAGGAGUCUGUUCAGCAAGAGAAACUCAGAAACAUGCUGAUGGAGCAAGCAAAUGCUAAGGAAUACCAAUACCGCAACCCGGUGUCGCUCCAAUCGUUCCCGUUCGGGAACAGCCCGGACAUAAUCCGGACGAUCGCGAACAAGAACUGGGAACUAAGCAACAAUCUCUCACCGAUUCCUAUUCUCCCGGUAACAUCAGACGUGCGACCGGAACCAAUGAAGAGGACUUACGACCCCAUGUUGCAGACCAAUAUAAUUAGCACCUCAGACUACGACCGGGACGGACAGAUCAUCACCGAGGAAGAAUACGAAGAGAUGAUGGACAAACUGAAGGCGGCUGACACUCUCUACACCGAAUACACCUUGGAAGAAAUCAUUUAUCAACUGGCUAAGAUGAUGUUUUCGCAAUCCUUAUCUCGGGACCCAGCAUCUGCGCGCGCGGCUACUCAGAGAUUCAUGGCCUUUUUGGAGCUGGAGGCUGAGAGGGGGCAGCUAUCUCGAACUAUUGAGAAGAAAGUACUCGAUGUUAUGAUUGCUGCACUAACGGACACCAUCGGCGACCAUCCGGAACUACUGCAGGCGCAUGAAGGACUCGGUAUCAACCCUUCCAACAGGCUAAUGCACCAAUUUCUGGAGGCGAGUGCAGCCGAGCCGAGCAUGUCUCGAGCCAUCCUAGCCGCUUACAAAGACGAACUGCUGAAAGGACCACCGCUACACAAACUAGCUUUCCCUGAGAGGAACUAAUUAUACUUUAUUCAAAAUGAAACACUCUGUAUAGCGAAGUGAUAAGUAUAUACCUUUCUUUUUUUACUAAAAAAUAGCGCGUGAAGCGUUUGAUGUCAAUCUGCCUGGCGGUAAGCGAGAUGAGGUCUAUGGUGAGUGCACACAAGCUCAAAUAAUGCUUGGAAUGCCCCUAAGUUGUAGGUAUUAUGUAAAUGUUUCUGAAUAUGAGAUACCCAAAGCAAAUACCUUAGCCCAAGCAGGUUAAAAUAUGAUAAAAAUCAUGCCCACGGAUGAAAAAGAGGAGCGUAACAGUAUUAUAAGUGGAGAGAGAUGGCUAUUUGACUUAUAAAAUGUAAGGAAAUCACCGAAGGAAAUUUCAUAUUUCAUAAUGCUAUACAGAGUGAUUUAUUUGGUUAUUAUAAUUAUUUUUUCUGUUUCUGUUUAAAGCCAAAAGAGGAAAAUCGUUAAUUUUAUGUACCUGUAUCGUUAUCUGUAAUAGUUCGUUUUAUAUAUUUUAUUUUUACUAUCUUUAUACAGCUUUUCGUAUUAUAUUGAUAACCUUAUAAUUACGUAUUAAUUUUGUAUUGGUUUUAAAACAGUAAUAUUUUUCUAAGCUCUAAGUCUAUUGAGCUAGUUAAAAUAUUUAAUGAGGAACUUAAAUUGACUCCAUGGGAGUUUAUUAAUAUUAUACCUACAAAGUAAAAUAUAUAUUAUUUAAAGACAAAAUGUUGAAUACAUACCUAUCUACUAAAUAUAGGUAAGUAAUAUGUACCUAUCUACCUAAAAUAUACAAAAUUCCUUUGAUAUUUGGCAAAAUCCCAUUAUUAAGUUUGCUACAAAAAAUUGGCAAAAAUUGUAAGUCGUUGGUACGACCUUAAAGAAAAUGAGCGAAAAAGCACAUUUUUCAUGUGCCAAAUAAAAGUAUCAAGAACGGUUCAAAGUCAUAUAUACGACGUACCGACUAGGGAGGACGUCGAUGAUCAUGGUCCAAGAGUGUGGAGGUGACCUACUCUGAUAGAUAGUCUUUCUUACAGGAGAAAAGAACUUGAAUAAAUUUGAUCGUCAUGAUUUAAUUAGCUUCAUUCGAUUGCCUGAAAGUGAAGAUUUCCUCACGUAACUCUUCAAACGCCGUAAACUCGCAGUUUGAACAUCGGUUAAUAUUCAAACUAAUGUUACUCGGGAGUCAUUAUUGAACCUGAGACAUUUAGUUGAUGUGUGGGAUCCUCUCUGUCGCCACGCGCCUGUCUUGUCUAUAGACAAGGUAUAAAUUUUAAUCUCUAAAAAUAGAGGAUGGUUUUAAAAAGAUAAUGUUGAGACUACUUUGAAAAUUCAAAAUAUGGGUAUAAAUAAUGUACCUGAUACCUGACCCAGAAUUGGCAAGUUUUGAUAAUAUUGUAAAUAAAAUAUAGUAACCAGAUUCUAUGGUGUGGAGCCCUAAAAGACUAAUUGCAGCUAUUAUAUAAGUCACGUCUUAAGUAUAAUAUGUGGAUUACAUUAUGUAUUACGAUAUACUAUGUUUAGAUUAAGUAGCUUUGCAUGUUACAUUACAAGGCAUAGUAUUGUCAUAAAUGUACCUAGUAGGUUUAUAUAUUAUAAAUAUUUUAUAUUCCGUAUGCAUUUGUUGUUUUUUAAAUAGGUUGUAGUAAAUAAAUAUUGGAACCUCGUUUAUAUGCUGUGCGCAUCAUCAUUAAAGAAAAUUUGCUUCAAAUCUACGAAAUUAGGUGCUUACACCAUCGUACGACAUUGCUGUAGUGGCUGGUAGAUAUUACCUAUCUAGAUUUACAUUCCUUUAUCAUGUGUAAUGUUUGUGAAACUAAAAACUUUCGACAACAUAAUAUUACAUUUUAUUUUUUAACUAGGUACUAAAAUUCUUUUUUCAGUAAAAAGACAUGCUGAAGUGUUUAAAAAUAUAUAUAGUAUUUAUUUUAAUACUGUUUUUAUUUAAGUAGACUACUAGAAUAGUUUUGUAAUAAAUU